Messenger RNA from Caenorhabditis sp. 36 PRJEB53466, 3001 nucleotides. The record is from the annotation of a GenBank genome assembly. NCBI's taxonomy places the organism in Eukaryota, Metazoa, Nematoda, Chromadorea, Rhabditida, Rhabditidae.
AUGAGAUUUUCGAAAUUAUACGAGAAAAAGGUGAGAAAUCAGCUCCAAAAAAGAGCAGUCGUGAAUGUGACAACGACAGCGUUUCGAAAAUGUCCGACCGCGUCGCGACCGCAACGCUUCACCUCGUUUUCCCGCCAAAUUCAAAUGGGUGCGACAGAGCACGCUUGCACUAUUGUUUGUCAGCGCUCACUUCCAUUAUAAUUUUCAUGACUCAUUGAACAUUCAACAUUGAAAAACUAGACUUGAAAUGAACAAAUCUUCAAUUUUCAGUUGUUUCGACAGCUUAAAAAUUAUCGGAUGCCCAAUGAAAUUGAGGAGUCAAGUCGGGAAGGUGAUCAGCUGAGACAAAAUCGAUAAAAUCCUGAUCUUCUUGCAGUUAGCCCUGCUCUUGACGACAACAGAAAGAAAAAAUGGAUGGCAUGUAUGAUUCUGCUGCUUGUGAAUCUCCUAAACUACAUGGAUCGAUACACAAUCGUGGGAGUCUUGUCUAAACUAAAACCGUUCUUCGACAUGAGCGACAAACAGGAGGGUUUCUUGCAAGUGAGUUCCAAAUAGAUGCUAAAGAAAUUGUUGUGAAUUUCAGACAGUUUUUAUCGCAUUCUACAUGGUGUUUGCACCACUUUUCGGUUAUUUGGGCGACCGAUACAACCGAAAACUGCUGAUGAUAACAGGAAUUAGCAUCUGGAUCUUGGCCGUGUUCGCGUCAACGUUCUGUGAGGAAGGGGUAAGAGGGUGAACAGAAAAAUGAGAGAAAAUGGGCACACCUGCUGGGAAGAGCGAAUGGGAAACGAAUGAAGGUUGACUGCACGAAUUGGGCGCGUUCGAAUAUGGGCGGUGCGUAGAGUGCACCACUGAACGGAGUGUGUACGGAACGGCGAGACGCAGAAGUGGGAAGGCCGAUGGCAGGUGUUGUGCACCAAUUAAGAACGCGGUUGCGAAGCAUGAACGAAGGAGAUUCGAAUUAAAAAACAAAAAAGAGAAAAUCUUGUUUUCAGCACUACUAUGCGUUUCUGCUCUGCCGUGGAGUUGUCGGAAUCGGAGAGGCUUCGUACGCAACCAUUGCGCCCACCGUGCUCUCGGAUUUGUUCAGCGGAGUGCAAAGAAGUCGCGUUUUCAUGAUUUUCUAUUUUGCGAUUCCCGUUGGUAGCGGUCUCGGCUUUAUCACCGGAUCAAAGAUUUCAACGGCGACUGAAUCGUGGCAGUGGGGAGUACGCUUCUCGCCGUUCAUCGGAAUUGCGUGUCUCGCGCUCAUGAUCUUUUUGCUCGAGGAGCCAGUGAGAGGAGGCUCUGAGGGGGCCAGGCAGAACGAGGACAAGGCGAGCUUGCUGGAAGACAUAAAGUAUCUCCUGACAGUGUAUGUGGAUUCUCCGAUAUUACAUCUAGAAUCCGUAACGCUUUCAGUCCUACGUUCAAACUUACCACACUUGCCGCCACUGCCAAUCUGUUCGCAGUCGGAACAAUGAGUUGGUGGACACCCAAUUUCAUCGGGUACGCCUACGGAACUAUCGAAAGAAAAGCGAAGAUUCCCGACGAUGAACGAGAUCGGUGAGGGUUUCAUCUAUUGUUUAAUGCCAAAUUCCAUUAUUUUUCCAGCAUCAGUACGAUUUUCGGUAUCAUAACCUGCGCGGGAGGUCUGUUCGGAGUCACAUGUGGAUCGCUGAUCUCUCGUGCCUGGAAGAAUGGAAAUUCCUUUUUCCGCAAUAGAGCAUCCGAGAAGGCCGACGUCUACGUGUGCGCCAUCUCAAUGUUCACCGCUCUGCCGUUCCUUUUCUUGGCAAUUUUCAUAGCGGAGCACAGUGUCAACGCGUCGCUCAUCCUCAUCUUCUUCGCCGUUUUCUCCAUGUGUCUCAACUGGGCGGUCAACGUGGAUGUUCUGAUGUAUGUGGUUGUAGCGAAUAGAAGAGCAACUGCCCUCGCCGUCCAAACUCUCAUUUCUCAUGCAUUCGGAGAUGCGACGUCCCCGUACAUUGUUGGAGUGCUCUCUGAUUGGUUCCGUGGAGAUGAAAUCUCGAUAGCGGCACAUUUCUUCGCCCUACAGAAGGCACUCUACUUCCCCUCAUUCAUGCUCGUUUUCGCUGGAGCCUUCUUCCUGGCAGCGUCGUUCUACGUGGAGAAGGACAGAAAGGAAGCACUCUUCCAGAUGGAUGGUAGGUUUUCCUUUAUAUGUGCAGAAUGUCUGAGAAACGCCAAAACAUUUUUCCGACCUGGCGGUCGGAGUGAAAUUUCCGAACCAGCGCCAACCAUGAGAGCCCCCGUGGAAAAGGAUAAAAACAAUUUUCAAAAAAUGUUCAGGAAUCCUAGUGGGUUGAAAUGAAUGGAAACUGAACAAAUAUGACCCAUGGAAGUAAUUCAGACAGUUAGAACAACUUGACAACCUGUUACAGUCCGCGUAAAUCUGGCAGCCUUACGACUGCCAGAUUUUUUUUCCGAACCAUGCCCGUUCCACUAGCCGGUCCUGAACUGCCGGCGCUCAACUCAAAACACCUAUGUUUUCCUUCAUGAAAUCGACUUGUAAAUGUUUUUCCAGCUCCUGACGAGUGGGAUAUCGGCAAUCCGGAUGACAUGGAUUCUCUUAUUAAUGCAGGAACGCAUCCAGAAAUAGUAGAAGGCGUCGUCGAAGAGCCAGCCGCCAUUAUCACGACGACGUCACCGACGGAGAGCUCCGCCUGACGGUGCGCGGAGGAACAGCAACAUCAACACCCGAAACAACGACCUUCUUUUAAUUCUUCCGUUAGAUUCCGUUCACAUAUCAUUUGGAAAAACGAUAUAGUUUUAGAUCGACGAUAAUAACGAUGAUCUCGAAAUAUUAGAAACCGACGAUGAAGAUGACGAGAUGAAUGACGACAGAUGCACAAUCCGAUUCGAAGAGACUUCUUCCCGCCAAAAAGGCGGUGCUGACGCUCCAGAUGCUCGUCUGGAAACGUCUUCAUUGUCCGAUGAAGCCGACGAAUGGGACGUGCAGAAGAGAGAGACUGGAGAAGAAGAGGACGAGGUCUUCUGA